ACCGGCGUUGCUAGCGAUGACGUCCGUGCGGCGGCUGACGUCACAAGGGAGGCUGGUGCCGCGGAGGGAGGGAGGGUGCUCGGGCUGUAGAGGGCGCAGUGCGCGCUCCCGGUGACGGCGGCGAGCACUCUGGAACGGGAUUCCCUCAGUGGCCGCGAUGUACUUUGUCUGAGAUUCCUGUCGCCGCAGAUCGCCUCCGUCGUUUCGGUGUGCGGGAAGUGGCUGCGAAUGGCUGGGAAGCAGGCGGAGGACGUGGGGCGAUAGGGAGCGCCUGGGCACGGCAGCCCCGCAGCAUGAGCGCAGAAAUAAAGAAGCCUCCAGUGGCCCCUAAACCUCGAUUUGUGUUGGUCAAGAAGCCGCCACCUCCUCCAGUUGCACCAAAACCAGAUGUUAUCAUUUUGGAUUCUUUAUCAGUACAAAAGGGAUCAAAGCCAGCACUAGCACCAAAACCAGUAUUGCCAAAAAUCACACCAGUGGCUGAAGUGAAACCAACACCACUGCAAAAUUAUAAGUGGUCAGAGGAAAUUAAAAGUGAAUUGUGUGAAAAAGCAAAGUAUCCUGUUUCUGAAGACGGUGAUGGAAUGCAGAGGGGAGAUUGUGAAUUGGCUGGUCAAUACAUCAUGUCAAACUGCUUAUGUAAAAGUGAAUGUGAACACAAAUAUAUAAAUGGUGAAAAUACCUGUAAAACCAAAACAAUCAUUGAGCAUUUAGGCAAACUGAAAACUUUGGAACCUAACAAAAAAUAUGACCAAACAAAAUAUUCUCCUCGGGCAAAGCACAGGUCCGAGACUCAGCAUAGUGAUAUUGUCAACAAACACCAGGUAAUUAGCAAAACUUGCUUCCUGGAACAGAAAUCUAAGGAUGUCUUAACUCAGGUUGUAACACCAAAUAAUUACCUUCCAAGACAGAAGGAUGCACAUGGUGAUGGAGAUGUUAAAUUGCUCAAUAGCAACAAUGGGCAAAGUGAACUCUUCAGUGCUGAUCAAAAUCUAAGAAAUUCCAAAAGUACAGGAAAGGGCAAUGAAAUUAAAAUUGCCAAUUAUCGUGCAGUGAUGAAAAGUGAGACAAGUUGCCAAUCUUUGGGUACUGACCACAUUGAGAGAGUGCAUGAGCGCCAGGCAAAAGUUGUUUUUGCAGUUGAUGAAAAGGAUAAGUUGAUUUUUCAGGAUUCUAACUUAAUUACAGCUUCAACAUCCAACUCAGCACCCUGCUCCAAACCAGUCCCUAUGCCAAAGCCAAAAGCAGCACGUCUGAUUGGCCUUACCAGGCAAAAGUGUAUAGAUGACUGUGCAGAAAUUACAGUGGGUCCCAAAGUGACACGUACUGAUUCUUUUUCCAGAACUUCAGAUGAAAGUACUUUAGAUACCAAGAAAUCAUUUGUUCCCACUGUCUCCAGGUAUAAUAAUUCAAAUCAGACUGCUAACACAUCCUGUCAUGGGAAUAAUGCUGAGUCUAAUCAAGCAAAAGAAUCUUGUGGUCAAAGUAGUGUAUCCUCCAUAGAUCCAUGCCUGGGCUCUCUUCCUGAAUUCAGGAUAUCUUCAGACUUGCAGAAUAAAAGUAAAAUUGAACAAAUAAAGAAAGACUUGGAAAAUGGCAACAGAACAUUGCCAGCAGAUGCAAAGAGCAGUUUUAUUCGAAAUAGUUCAGUCUCUAUGAGUUUGCCAAAGCAUCUCGGUUUGUCACUUGCUCAGACACAGCCUGAGUCAAACAAUGAAACCAGUUCAGACUUCAAAAAAGAAACUACCAGUGAAGAAACUACUAAAAUGAGCAUUUCUCCAAAGCCCACUCCCAAAAAACCACAGCGCCACAGCAUGCCCACAGCUGUUACAGUUAGAAGAGAUGUACCAACAAGUAGUCCUAACGAUGCAGGUAGAGCACUGGAGAAUAAUACGAAAGAGGGACUUAACAGAUUAUUAAGCAGAGAUACUGAUUUGUACACUAAUGAGCAUGAAGCAAUUUGUCCAAGCGAGAAACCUAUAUGGAAACUUGCACAUCCGAUUUUGCCUUUCCCACAGAGUCCUACCACAGCGGCAGUAUCUAGUAAUUCACAAAAUGAUGAAGAACUUACUGCAAAGCCAAGGGCUAAAUCUUUGUCAUCUGCAGAUACUGAAAAGCCAGAAAAGUCUACAAAAGAGGUUUCAAAGAAAAAUUCAUUUAAGAGGAUCCUUGCUGUAAAGCUAUCUGCUAAUAAGGUGAAGAAUGACUUUCAGAAACUUUUGUCAAAAGGCAGCUGUUCACUAGACAGCAUGUCAUCUGUACAUGAUUCAGGAAAAAACCACCAAGAUGACCAUCAGUGCAUUCCAGAGUUGCAGAUAGGUGAUCGAAAGAAAAGACCGACAAAAGCACAUUCUGCAGAUUCUUGUCUCCGAAUGGCAAAGGACCACAAGCCUAAAAAUCUCUCUAAACGGGCAAAUAAUUUUGCUGUUCAGCAAGAGUCUUGUAUUGACCUGAAAAAAGAUCGCCCAGGGAAUUCUAAAGCAAAAUUACAUUCUAAAUAUGAAAAUAUAAGCCCAAAUUUUGAUUGGAAAAAUUCAUCCAGUGUCGAAGACUCUGAUGGGCUCAUUUAUGAGAUAGAACCAUAUGCAGUUUCAAAUUGCUAUCAAAAGUAUGGAGCAAGUCCGGAAAACCGAUGUGUCAGCCCAGUACAGGAUCAGGACAACCUUUCUUCAGAAAUGGACAUCAACUCAGAGGAGGAAGAAAUCAUAUUUAGUUCUGAUGAAGAUGAUGACAGUUCAGAUGCUAGCAAAGGAGAACUGGAUCAGCAAGAUGAGAAGCAGAAUGACAAAGGGAAGAAAACCAAGGUCUAUCACAUUGCCAGAGAAAUCAUGAGCUCAGAGAAAGUGUUUGUGGAUGUUUUGAAACUUUUGCAUAUUGAUUUCCGGGAUUCAGUGAUUCAAGCUUCACGACAGUAUGGAAAACAAGUGAUUGAUGAUAAGACCCUGAACCAGAUCCUGUACUACCUUCCACAGCUGUAUGAGCUGAACCGAGGUCUGCUGCGAGAAUUGGAAGAGAGAAUGGCUCACUGGGAUAAGUAUCAGAGAAUAGCGGAUAUCUUCAUGGAGAAAGGACCAUAUCUAAAAAUGUAUUCAACUUACAUCAAGGAGUUUGACAAGAACAUUUGUUUGUUGGAUGAACAGUGCAAGAAGAACCCCACCUUUGCUGCUGUAGUCAGAGAAUUUGAGAUGAGCUCUCGCUGUGCAAACCUGGCACUCAAGCAUUACCUGUUAAAACCUGUCCAAAGAAUUCCGCAGUACAAGCUACUUCUGACAGAUUAUGUGAAGAACCUGUCCAAGGAUUGUGCAGAUUAUAAAGAUACUCAAGCUGCUCUUGCCAUUGUUGUAGAAGUAGCAAACCAUGCCAAUGACAUAAUGAAACAAGGGGAUAAUUUCCAGAAGCUGAUGCAAAUCCAGUAUAGCCUUAAUGGCCAGCAGGAGAUUGUUCAGCCUGGAAGGGUUUUUUUGAAGGAGGGAACUCUGAUGAAACUAUCCAGAAAAGUUAUGCAACCCCGAAUGUUUUUUUUGUUUAAUGAUGUAUUACUAUACACUACACCAGUGCAAUCGGGAACAUACAAGCUAAACAACAUGUUGUCACUAGCAGGUAUGAAGGUUAGCAAACCAUCUCAAGAGGCCUACCAGAAUGAGCUCAACAUCGAAAGUGUGGAACGAUCGUUCAUUCUGUCAGCAAGUUCCGCGGCGGAAAGAGAUGAAUGGUUAAAAGCCAUUUCUAAGGCCAUUGAGGAAUAUACGAAAAAAAGAAUAACAUUCACUGCGAGUAAAAGUCUUGAGGAAGAGCCAGAUAAACCAGAGGUUAAUACACCUUUGGGCACUAAGGCACCCAUAUGGAUUCCUGAUCCUCGUGCUACCAUGUGUAUGGUCUGUACAUGUGACUUUACACUUACCUGGAGACGGCAUCAUUGUAGAGCAUGUGGAAAGAUUGUUUGUCAAGCCUGUUCAUCAAAUAAAUUUAAUCUGGACUACCUUAAAAAGCGACCAGCCAGAGUUUGUGAUUAUUGUUUCUCAGAGCUGCAAAAGACAGAAAUGCGAUCACCUGUGACAAAGAUGGCAUCCCCGAGUCACAAGCCCUCAAGUAGCCUCACCUCAGUUUUUCACAGCAUUCAGCACUCCUCAGGGCGGAAACACAAGAAAAUUCCGGCAGCGCUGAAAGAAGUAUCAGCAAAUACUGGAGCCUCAUCUAUGAGUGGCUAUCUAUAUCGGUCAAAAGGCACUAAGAAACCAUGGAAACGGCUCUGGUUCGUCAUUCAGGACAAGGUGUUAUACACUUAUGCUGCCAGUGAGGAUGUUGCAGCUUUGGAGAGCCAACCGUUACUUGGAUUCACAGUUUCAGAAGUGGAAGACGAUCUUUCAGACCUCAAAGUGAUUUUUCAGUUGCUUCAUAAAAGAACACUGUUUUAUGUGUUUAAAGCAGAUGAUCCUCACACAGCUCGAAGAUGGGUAGAGGUUUUCCAGGAAGCUACUGUGCUAUAACAACAAAAUAGACACCCACUUAGUGAAAGGACUUCAAGAAAUGAUUUUGUGAAAACUACACUAAGCUCAGGUGUUGAAGUGUGUCGUUGAUACUUCAAAGAAUCUUCAAAAGAUUUUAAGAGGAUACUCAAACACGCACCUGUUGAUAAAGAUUCAUCUCAGUUUGCAGAAUGAACUACAGAGAUUCUGCUUCACCCCAAAAACCCUCACUCUUCACUCUGGUGUUCUCUGAAAACUGGCACAAGAAGAAAAUUUGGCCAUUGCAAUUUCCUACUCAGCUUCUCCAAAACAAACUAGUUCAUGUUUCAAUGGUUGUUAUUCCUGUUAGCACCUUGUGGCACAUCAGGCAGCAUUUUUUUUUUGCCAUUUCCUUAGCAUUUGUCUAUUUUUUUUAUGAGACCAAGUUGCUAGCUUAGUGCUCAACCCAGCACACAGGGAAAGCAUGCAAGGGGCCAGCCGGGUUCGAACCUGGGACCAUUAGUUUUGAAUGGUGCUGAUGACACUAUACCACUGGCCAGCACAUGUUUCAAUGGUCUGGCUACAUAAUUUUGUAGGUAAAUCUCCAAUUGUUUUUUGUGACUUAAGCUAUGGCCUAUUACUGAGCUGCAAUUCCAAGGUGUGUCAGUAACCUUAAAAUACGAGGAUCAAAGAUUUGUUAUUGUUAUAUAUAGAUGGAAUCGUCAUUUACUAUCCCUGAUGAUUUCAUGAGAAAGAUCAGUACAUGGUCUGGUACUGGACACUGUAGAUUAAACGAUCAUGUUCGUGAAAUAUAGUUGAUUUCAUCUGGGUUGACCCCCAAGUGUUUAUGUCUAAGAUCUGCUCAGACUCCUGUUCUGAUCACUACACGUUCAACUCAACUCAAAAGUAUACGUGCAUGGAUGCUGAAUAAAGAUAUUGUACUUAAUUAUGGCGCCUACAUUUGGAAACAGACGAUGUGUACAGCAAAAAACAGACGAGAAUUUGGUGGUUUAUUGAUAAAUUGCCAGUGUCAGUGGCGUCAUAACCAGGGUGAUUCAAAGUGAAGAGAAGAAACUGGACAAAAAUAUGAUUCUUGCCAUCUGAACUAAUUUGGAGGCUUUUAACUGCUGGAAAAGGGAACACUUCUAAGAUGAGUUUUGUUUCUGUAAUGUUAUUAUAAGUGAGAAGUGGGAUAACCUUGGACAAAUACAUGAUUGUGUAGCACUGAGAUCAAUACGUGUUAAUUCAUGUGAUUUACAAAGCUUAUUAAAAUGUGCAUUUUAAGUCCAUCAGAAAGCUUGUUAAAUGUCACCCAAUUUUCCUGUAUAUUUUAACUUUAUUCUAUUUUGCCUUAUUUAAUAUGUGUUGUAAGAUAUUUAAGGUAAAAUAGUCUGGCAAGGAUUUAUACAUGCAGGCAUGAGUUAGAUUUAUGUAUUUAUUUAACUAUUGUAAUGAGAGUCUAUGAUUCUUCAUGGAGCGAACAACAUGUAGAAUUCAAAGUGCCAACUUAUGUAAAAUAUUCCUAUUAAUUUUUUUCAACACUAAUGUUUUUAUAAAUGUGCCAGAAAAAUGAAUAUAAAGCAACAUUGAUUUAAGUAGGGGAUGGUAGAACCAAGAACCUCUUGGAUGAAAGAAUUGAUAAUUUUUCAUUUAUUUUUAACAAAGCUAAAACUGUACUUCCUGAUGACAGACCAGCAGUACUGCCAAAUAAUAAGGUUUAAUGUUGCUUCAUUCUGGACUUACAGGUUUCUCCCAGUUUGCUGGUUUAGUAGCACUAUUUCUCCUGAGGCACAGGUUGUAUCAACUCUGGAAAAACUGAGCACAGAAUUUAGGCUGACAAAUAACUGCAUGGCAAAAGGAACACUUUUAUUAGGGAAAUCCCUUCUUUUGGUUGAGGAAUUAAACUGAAGCUCCUUGAGGAAGUGGUCGUUUGAAGAUGCGUUGACCAAUGUUGUUCCCUGAAACACACAUAUUAAAAAAUUGACUGUUCAACUCAUUUGUAGUUAAUGGGAUCUUUUGUGAAUCAAAUAUCGCAUAUGCUUGCAACUUUGAGAUCAGUAGUUAAGGAAGGAAUUUAGCACACUACAAUUCAAGAAAUAAAACUGUGGGACAUUUGCCUUAAUUACAUUGCUUAAAAGUCCAUUCCAUGCUUUGAUCACUGUGUGAAGAAAAAUAUCAGUCUUGUACUAGUUUGAGCCUAUGUCCAAUAAAAUCAGAAUUUAGAUGCAAUCUCUUUUCUACAUUUGGUUUCUGAUCAUACUUCUGUGAUGUGCCUUGGACAUUUUUUCUAUAAUAAAGGUGUUACGUAAAUGCAGGUUGUUGGUUCCUCUCUUACACCGCACUGCAACCUCAAAUGGGGUAGUAUUUGUUAGACUGGAUUCAUGCUGCUGUUGUGGCAAUUUUCCACUUGGGAACUGGAUAAUGUGCUCAAAGACCAAGCCUGACAUUGAGCUGUUUGUGAAACACAGUGAUCACCCCAUACAGAGAGCUUCAGAAAACCCACAGCGGGCACCUAGGACCAUUGCCAAUGCUGUAUCUAAAAGAAAAACCUCAACCCAUGGCAGCCUCUACUUCUCCCUGCCUCCUUAAAGCAGCUAGCAUAAUCAAUAAAAGAGCCCACCCACCCUCGACUUCUUCCCUUCUCCCCUCUCCCAUCAAGCAGAAGAUACAAAAGCCUGAAAGCACAUAAUUACCGAGCUCAAGGACAGCUUCUACCCCACUUACCAGAUUAUUCAACAGUUCCCUAUUUCACCCUCACACCUCUGAUCUUAUCCCUUAUUGUUUAUCUGCAGUGCACUUUCUCUGUAGCUUUUAUACUUUGUAUCGCUAUUGUUUUACCUUGUUCUACCUCCAUGCACUGUCUAAUGAUCUGAUACAAACCUUAUGUCAAACAAGUUUUCACUGUUCUUGGGACGUGACAAUAAACCAAUUCCAAUUCCAAUCAAAAUCAAAUUCAUCAGGGCAUUCCUCAACUAUCAAUCAACACUUGCCACCCCAUAAAAUCUGAUCAGGUGACUGAGGGCCACUGCCAUAAAAUCUUUAGCUUUGUGUAUGGAUUGAAGGGCUCCUGCUGGCCAAAGGGCAUAGAUACAUUCUGUGGAAGUGAGAGCACCUCACUCUGCCAUCAUUCCUCACCAUCUUAAACCGAGGAAGAUUCUCUUUCUGAAAGACCUUAAACCUCUUGUUUACUCCCUGACCCUCCCCCCUCCC
Mobula hypostoma (lesser devil ray) is the source of this 7652-nucleotide messenger RNA. RefSeq names its product FYVE, RhoGEF and PH domain containing 6 (gene fgd6). Gene Ontology annotation, molecular function: metal ion binding; guanyl-nucleotide exchange factor activity. The record is from RefSeq and is a predicted model, not a curated record. The coding region runs from base 294 to 4484 and encodes 1396 amino acids. Gene Ontology annotation, cellular component: cytoplasm. NCBI's taxonomy places the organism in Eukaryota, Metazoa, Chordata, Chondrichthyes, Myliobatiformes, Myliobatidae. The transcript is spliced from 21 exons.